CGGAAAUGAUUUGUUUUUCCAAAAACAAUAUUUUCUCCAAGUAUAAGUCCCAUCAUUCAAAGCGGUUUAUUUGAAAAGAUGGCGGCGCCCAUGCCAAAUUUUCCCGGGAUGUUCCCAAGCAGUUCUUCCAGCGAUUCCUCGCGAAACAAACAAGACACAGCUGCAGGUGUAGGUGCGGAAGGUGGUCAUGAGAAACACUGUCGGACCUGUACUGAUUUUAGGACCUGGAUGAGGAUGCAGGGGAAAACGCCGCCCACACAAAGUAAGCCGCAGAAAACCAGUGAAGAGGACGAUGAGAAAGACCCUGAGUGUCCCCUGGACAGAGAUGAGCUGGGUAGGAACACCUGGUCCUUCAUGCACACUAUGGCUGCUUACUACCCUGAUAAACCCUCCCACACACAGCAACAGGAGAUGUCACAGUUCAUCCACCUCUUCUCCAAGUUCUUCCCAUGUGAGGAGUGUGCAACAGACUUCAGGGAAAGGUUGAAAAGCAACCCCCCUAAUGUGGCCAGUCGCCACCACCUCUCCCAGUGGAUGUGUGAGGAACACAACAAUGUCAGCAGGAGGAUCGGGAAGCCUGAGUUUGACUGUUCCAAGGUGGAUGAGAGAUGGAGAGAUGGCUGGAAGGACGGGUCAUGUGGUUGAAGAGUCAUUGAUUUCUGUUUCUUUAACAUUACCACCGACAAUGUGCAAUAUCUGUAAGGAUGCUGGUGUGGUGAAUGGCAUGUCAGUGAUGAGCUGCAGUUUUAAAGUCUGGACAACAUUGAUGAAAGUUACAGUCAAAAUCAAAU
Branchiostoma floridae (Florida lancelet) is the source of this 791-nucleotide messenger RNA. RefSeq names its product FAD-linked sulfhydryl oxidase ALR-like. Gene Ontology annotation, cellular component: mitochondrion. The transcript has 3 exons. The coding region runs from base 79 to 645 and encodes 188 amino acids. The record is from RefSeq and is a predicted model, not a curated record. NCBI's taxonomy places the organism in Eukaryota, Metazoa, Chordata, Leptocardii, Amphioxiformes, Branchiostomatidae. Gene Ontology annotation, molecular function: flavin adenine dinucleotide binding; flavin-dependent sulfhydryl oxidase activity.